Molecule: messenger RNA, 2567 nt
Organism: Mustela lutreola (European mink)
Lineage: Eukaryota; Metazoa; Chordata; Mammalia; Carnivora; Mustelidae
Product: EGF-like and EMI domain-containing protein 1
Molecular function (GO): calcium ion binding
Source: RefSeq, a predicted model, not a curated record
CGGCGUCAGAACCAAUGCCGUGAUACAAUUGGCAGUUACUACUGCAAGGAUCAAGCUUGCCAGAAACUGGAGAAAGAUGGCAGAGGAUGUGAAGAUGUCGAUGAAUGUGUGGUGGUGAAUGGAGGCUGCCAGCAGUGCUAUAUUAACACUCUGGGCACCUUCCACUGUGAAUGUGAUACGGGAUACGGACUCCAUGCUGAUGAACGCACCUGCAUAAAGAUGGAUCCCUUCACAGGUGGGAAUGGAUGUGCCCACAUCUGUCAGAAUGAGAAUGGUGUGACCAGGUGUGUCUGUUGCCCAGGGUACCAGUUGUCUAACGACAAAAAGGCCUGUGGAGAUAUGAAUAAGCAUGCUGAAGGGCUGGCUCCCUGCAGCCAUCGCUGUGGGAACACAAUGGGUUCUUUCAUUUGUGCCUUCCACCCUGGCUCUGAGCUGGAAGCUGAGGGAAAGCAGAGUUCCAGGUUUGUAUUGGAAAUUGUCAAUAGCUGUGAAAAGAACAAUCAUGGUUGUUCCCAUCAUUGUGAACAUGUAGUUGGGCAGGGGUGGGGGGAUUUUUCCUGCAACCGUAGAUACCAGCUUAAUUCAGAUGGGAAAGCAGGCAUAGAUACUGAUGAAUGUGAGAGUGGAGAAGCCUGCUGUACCCAACUCUGCAUCAGCUAUUUAGGAUGCUAUAAAUGUCAAUGUCAGGAGCGCUUUAUCAGUUCUGAUGGUGGCAGAUAUUAUGCCUUAGAUGAUGGUGAGCUGGAAGAAGAAGAAGAAGAAUUAGAAUUUGUAAGGUUUCCAGUCCUUCUAUUCAAGAGCCCACCUCAAUGGCUUCAUGAUGUCUCCACCUCUCUGCCUCCCACCCAUGAAGAUAAAGAAGAUGAGGAGGGUGAGGAAACAUGUAUUUGAGGAGAACUGCUUUGAGCAAAACUGGGCUUCAAAUACCCGUGUGUAUUUGCAGUUAAACUGGUUUUAAACUAGUUUCUAUUUGGAAUUCAGAAAAGCAAGGAAGAAAACAUGAUAUUUUUCUCAUCCAUUCAGAAAUAUUAUUGGGAAUUUUGCAUUGGAAUCACAGAGAGCCGGACAGUUUGUGCACCAGGCACAUAUGGGAAGGACUGUAAACAGGUAUGUCAGUGUUCAGCUGAGAAUGAAGAGUGUCACCUAGUCACGGGGAGAUGUACCUGUCUGCCCGGCUACCAUGGAAACCGCUAUCAUCUCCGUAUGCCCUAUUGAAUGUUUGUGAAGGAAAAAAGAAGUUCUUAGGAGGACCAAUGAAUGUUAUAUACCGAAGAAGGGACAAUGAGCUAUGGGAACUGACAUUCCUUGGGAAGAGAGAAUGACAGAAGAGACUGUAAAUUGAAGCCAUCAUUUUUAAUAGAGAGGAAUAAAGAAAUACAACAACUACAGCACAGAAAUAACAUUUGGAUGCCCAAAGGCACUUAAGGUUUUAAUUGCCAAAGGAUGUGCAAGUGCCUUAAUGGCAGCAGCUGUGACACUGUGAUUGGCACCUGUUACUACCCUCCUGGCUUCACUGGGGCUGACUGCAGUCAAAUUUGUCCUGUGGAUCACUAUGGGCAGGACCGUGUCCAGCAGUGUUCCUGUGGCUCAGGACAGUGUGACCCAGUGACUGGAGGGUGCCAAUGUCCACCUGGCCAAAUGGGAGCCAGGUAUCAGCAAGAAUGUUCUCCUGGUUAUUAUGACCCAGUCUGCCAUUUUAACUGCUGAUGUCAGAACAAUGGAAUUUGCAAUAGGUUUUCUGGAAGCUGUGCCUCCGAGUUUACCAUGGAAGGGACUGCAAAUGCGGAAAACAGAAAUAAUGAGUGGGCAUAUUAAGUGUGCCUUCCUGGAUUUUAUGGCUUGAAUUGUGGCCACAUCUGUCACAGCAAAAACGGAGCCAGUUGUGAUUCAACGAGUGGAUAGUGCAUUUGCCCAGCAGGUUUCCAUGGCAGCCAGAGUGAUAAAGCCCAUCUCUGGUCUGAACAGGGAAAGACAAAGUGAAAUGAAGUCUCAAAGUUACCAAGAAGAUUAAAUAAAAACACAGUGCAAUACCUGCACCAUAUAGAUUCUCAGUAAAUGUGACAAAUCACCAGUGCUUUCACAGUUCCUGAUAUCAUUUGCCAACCUCCUCUAAAAGUGUCCCAGAUUAACAGUGAACAACCAGGACAGCAUGGUUUCUGCAUUUCCAGCUCUAACAGUCUGUAAUUCUAUGAUGGCAACCAUUUGGGGUCUGGUGAUGUCACUGACAUCUGGAGAAGAGAAAAACAAGGCCACAGGAACCAGUUUGGAGAAUGAGAUCAAUUGGCAUACGAUUCCUGGUAAUUUCUACACCCAACAUGGGGUUCAAACUCAUGACCCUGGGAUCAAGAGUUGUAUGCUCUUCCGACUGAGCCAGCCAGGCUGAAAUAUGAUGGUGCGAAGACACUUUUUAAACCCCUGGCACUUCGAAUAAUGAUGGGCAGAUUGCCUUAAAGGAGAGAUACCUGGCUGCUUUCGCCACGCUGGAUUUACUGCCAAAAUUUUGAGAAGAAUAAAUGUUUAAACAUCAAGUAUUCCAGAAUUAAAAACUAGUUUAAGAUUUUUCUACA